Messenger RNA from Saccoglossus kowalevskii, 1379 nucleotides. Its product is annotated as protein-L-isoaspartate(D-aspartate) O-methyltransferase-like. NCBI's taxonomy places the organism in Eukaryota, Metazoa, Hemichordata, Enteropneusta, Harrimaniidae. Gene Ontology annotation, cellular component: cytoplasm. The record is from RefSeq and is a predicted model, not a curated record. Gene Ontology annotation, biological process: protein modification process. Gene Ontology annotation, molecular function: protein-L-isoaspartate (D-aspartate) O-methyltransferase activity.
GCAAUGGCGUGGAAAUCUUCUGGUACGAAUCACCAAGAGUUGAUCAACCGACUUCGACAGAAUGGUAUCAUAAAACAUGACAAUGUUUAUGACGCUAUGAUGGCAGUGGACAGGGGGAAAUAUUCAAAAUAUAACCCUUAUAUGGACUCGCCCCAAAGCAUUGGUUAUGCAGCAACAAUAAGUGCUCCUCACAUGCAUGCCCAUGCUUUGGAAUUACUAUCAAAUCAUUUGCAUGAAGGCAGUAAAGCAUUGGAUGUUGGAUCUGGCACUGGCUAUUUGACAGUGUGCAUGGCUCUAAUGUGUGGUGAAACUGGUAAAGCUAUUGGUAUUGAUCAUAUUCCAGAAAUUGUAGAAGAAUCUAAGAAAAAUGUAAAUAGAACACAUUCUCAACUUGUUGAAUCUGGAAGGUUAAAAUUAUUAGCUGGAGAUGGUAGGAAAGGUUUUCUUGAAGAAGCCCCGUUUGAUGCAAUACAUGUUGGUGCUGCAGCAGAGCAAGUCCCACAGGCUCUUCUCGACCAGUUGAAACCAGGUGGUCGUCUGAUAAUUCCUGUUGGGCCUCAGGGAAACAAUCAGAUGUUGGAACAGCAUGACAAACUGGAUGAUGGCAGUAUUGUAAAAAAGAAUUUGAUGGGUGUGAUCUAUGUUCCAUUAACCAGUAAAGAAAAACAGUGGUCCGGAAGGUGUGUGUCGAUGUGAGGUGCAUGGAACAUGUGCCGUAAGAAAUAAUGAAGCAACUGAAUAAUGCAGCGACUAUAAUUGAUGGUUGUGAAAUAAAAAUUAAAGUAUUUCUGGGUGGUACAUGUCACACAAGUUGUAAAUCAGCUCAGAUACUAACAGUGCUAUCUUGGCUCGAGAAACUAAUAUAUGUAGUUUGCCGUUUCUUACAAUUGUGAACCAGCUAAUAGUGACUAUCAAACCAUGUAGGGAUGGAUAUUGUGUUUCUAUUGACAAUUUAUAUUCUGAUGAAAAAUUAUAGCGCCCUCUAGAGUCUAGACUGAAAAUACCAAUCAAGCAUGUUAUUGUAUAGUGCUUUGUAUGGCAUCACCAGGUACUAAUAUUAUUAAUGCUUGGUACAUUGAUACCUCUUUCUAAAAACUUGGCAGUUAAUGUGGUUUCAAAUACUAUCAUUAAUUAAAUUAUUUUUUGUAAAUAUUAACCAUUUACUAAAUGCAGUAUAUGAGUAAUAUGUAUAUUGAUUUGUUUUUGUUCAUAGUAAACCGAACAGUAAACACAGUGAUUUAUAAUUUGCUGAUAGCCAGUGCCAUAUGUAGUAUUCCCUUUGCUUUACUAUUUAAUUUAUAUAAACAGCAAAGCACAUGUUGAUUUGCUGCUUUGGCUGUAAUUUGAUAUCCCACCUGAUGUACAUAUGUAGGUGGCAG